Molecule: messenger RNA, 1801 nt
Organism: Styela clava
Lineage: Eukaryota; Metazoa; Chordata; Ascidiacea; Stolidobranchia; Styelidae
Product: adenylosuccinate lyase-like
Biological process (GO): 'de novo' AMP biosynthetic process
Cellular component (GO): cytosol
Molecular function (GO): N6-(1,2-dicarboxyethyl)AMP AMP-lyase (fumarate-forming) activity; (S)-2-(5-amino-1-(5-phospho-D-ribosyl)imidazole-4-carboxamido) succinate lyase (fumarate-forming) activity
Source: RefSeq, a predicted model, not a curated record
UACUCUUUAGUGACUAUUUUUAUAAAAUCAUGGAAGCAAAACAGAAGUACCAGUCUCCUCUUGUAUCUCGAUAUGCUUCAAAAGAAAUGGCAUAUAACUUCAGUGAUGCAAAGAAAUUUUCAAUUUGGCGAAAGCUGUGGCUUUAUUUAGCCAAAGCAGAAAAAGAAUUGGGUCUUCAAAUAACAGAUGAACAAGUCCAUGAACUUGAAAACAAUUUAGUAUUGACUGAAGAGGAUUUUAAGUUUGCUGCUGAAAUGGAAAAAUCAUCAAACAAUGAUGUGAUGUCUCACAUAAAAACUUAUGCAAGUAGAUGUCCGAAAGCUGCUCCUAUUAUACAUCUUGGUGCAACAUCCUGCUAUGUUGGAGAUAACACAGAUCUCAUUGUGCUCCGAGAUGGAAUGGAUAUUCUUUUACCGAAGAUAGCUUGCUGCAUAAAGCACAUGUCAGAAUUUUCCAGAAAGCAUGCUGAUCUGCCAACCUUGGGGUUCACACAUUUCCAACCGGCCCAACUAACAACUGUAGGGAAACGAUGCUGUCUCUGGAUACAAGAUCUUCUGACUGAUUUGCUACAGUUGGAAAGAAUAAGAGAUGAGUUGAAAUUUCGUGGAAUCAAAGGGGCAACAGGAACACAAGCUAGUUUUAUGGCCUUAUUUGAAGAUACAUCUAAAGUUGAAAAAUUGAAUGAUCGAAUCACCGAAAUGUGCAACUUCAAUAAAUCAUAUAUUAUAACUGGUCAGACAUACCCAAGGAAAGUGGAUGCUGAUAUACUUUCUAGACUUGCUAGCUUGGGAUCAUCUAUCCACAAGAUUUGUACCGAUAUACGACUGCUUGCUGGCAUGAAAGAAAUGGAGGAACCAUUUGGAGCGGAGCAAGUAGGAUCAAGUGCAAUGGCUUACAAACGUAAUCCUAUGAAAAGUGAAAGAUGCUGUUCUCUGGCACGACAUCUUAUUGCAUUAGUUUCCGAUCCAUUUCAAACUGCUGCAGUGCAAUGGUUUGAACGAACUCUUGAUGAUAGUGCUAACAGGAGAAUAUGCCUUCCUGAAGCAUUCUUAACUGCUGAUAUUAUACUGUCUAUUUUGCAGAACAUUUUUGAGUCUCCAGUGAUUUAUCCCAAGAUAAUUGAACAAAGAAUUAAACAAGAACUUCCAUUCAUGGCAACUGAGAAUAUUAUCAUGGAGAUGGUGAAGGCUGGUGGGGAUAGACAGGAAGUCCAUGAGAAGAUAAGAGUGCUGUCAAAUGAAGCUGCGAAAGCAGUGAAGCAGGAAGGCCGUGUGAAUGAUUUGAUUGAAAGAAUCAAGUCUGAUCAUUUUUUUGCUCCUAUUCAUGAAGCACUUGAUGGAAUCCUGGAUCCAAAUACGUUUAUUGGAUUAGCACCUUACCAAGUAAAAAAGUUUCUUGAAAUUGAAGUUGAACCAGCUUUGAAACGAUACGAAGGAAAAUUGGGUGGAAAAUCAGAACUCAACGUUUGAUACAAUGGAAUGAGCAUCAAAAGAAAAAAAUGUUUUCUGUGUGGCAAAAGAGCACUGUUUGUUGCUUUGGUAAUCUAAAAUUCGCAGUACAUUUUAACAUUCAUUUGAAAUAUAUAGAUUUUUCAUUCUGGGAGAAUUCGAAUUAUUGUUGCAUUGAUUCUUCAGUUUAUGUACAAAUGAAGUCCACCUGGAAGAAGAUGGGAAUUUGUUUAAUUAUAACUUAUUUUUUAUGCGUUUUGCAUGUCUUCAAAAAUCUGAAUUCUAAUUAUCACUUUUGAUUUCCCGGUUAUGAUUUGCAAUAUACACAAUUUGACGCGUUGUUCUCAAUAUUA